Messenger RNA from Penicillium brasilianum, 618 nucleotides. The record is from the annotation of a GenBank genome assembly. Lineage: Eukaryota; Fungi; Ascomycota; Eurotiomycetes; Eurotiales; Aspergillaceae.
AUGGACCGUCAUGCUCCACCCGAGUCUGAAUCCGAGCUCCAGCCUGAGAGUGAAUCCACUACUCUAUCCAACUCAACCAACGACCUAGACCUCCCAGCAGACCUGCUCGCCGAAAUUGACACCGUCCUCCAAAACACCCCAGCCCCACCAAUCAACCCCAUCGAUACACCCCCAGGAAGACGAGCCGAUCUCCUCCGGUAUACUCAAUGGACCGUGAGAGUUCCCCCAUGGCGAGAACUCAUGCUCCUCACACCCCUCCGCGAACCCGUCAACAACCGCAUCAUCAACAUCCAAGACUCGCGCACCCUGAAGACUUUCCUCGAUCAGCGAAUCCGCAAGCGCAACGCCAUGCUCGCUCAGGCGGUUGGCGUCAAGGCUAAUCCGCCAUGUACGCAGUGCGCGGGGGGCCAGGGACAGUUCGUGGGAUGUAUUCACAUCCCCGUCUUUUUUGAUGGGGCUUGUGCGAAUUGUGUCUGGGAAAAGUCGCCCAGUCAGAGGGGGCAGUGUAGCUUUCUUGUGGAGAAGCAGCGUCGGAAAGAUGCUGCGGAGUAUGAAAAGAAUGUGCAACAUGGUGUUGGUCAGACUUUCACUAGCGUGUGGAAGCUUCCUAAGAAGUGA